UUUGUAGCAUAAAAUUUUAAGUCUUCUAAAUUCGUUUAUUCGUACCUAAAAAUCAAAUUAUUUCAAAAUGAUUUUCAGACGCCGUAUAUAUAGCAUCAUGUGGAAUAAAGAAGCUACAAAAACCCACAAAAAUGACGAUACACCCGCAGAAGGGAUCCCCGAAUUGACAACAGGAUGCACCAAAGCAAAUGAUUUGACAAAAAAUUCCGCCGUGGAAUCAGAUACAUUAGUUGUUGCCACAUGUGUUGUCAAUGAUGAUGGUAAUUCUGCGGAAAAUAGCGGUACAGUUGAAUGUCCGACGGAAACUGAACCCAGUGAUAUCAACCGUUUAUUGUCCGUUGUACGUUUAACUGAUGGCCCGCCGACAAGCGCGCAACGCAAUGAGUUGAACAAAGUACAAAAUUCCACGUGUGAAAGUAACGUAACACCAAACACAACAAAUGCAUCACCACAAAAGUCAGUGUCGGCAACCGCGACAACUGGUUGUACAGUAAUUAAGGACAUAACCAAUUUUUCAGCAUUAACAGUAGCCACUGAUUGUGAUGAAUUGCCAUAUACAAGUACCAAUGCAAAUAUAAAAACACACGCCUUCCAGCAAUCUCCCAAGCCAAUCAUUUCUGUAAAAUACUUCAGUCCAAUAGUGAGAGCUCAAAAUGAGACUGUGGUAUCACCAAUUAGCGGAACAACCGAAAAUCGGUGCGACACAAAUUUUCAAAGGGAUAUUGUGGCUGGUCCACAAAUACAGAAUUCAAAUGAUAACCUGGUUUGCCUGCCGGAGACGGAUUCGGAUACAGUGAGGUGCGUACCGACUCCGGCAUCGCAAAUCCGUGCACUCUCACCUGCCAACUCAAGCGUAACUAGCAUGUCAACACCUCGCUCUACAAAAAGUACUAGGGGACGGCGAGUGGUAUGUUUGCGUCACAUGAGGCGAGCCCCCAAGGAGCCAGAAGAGUACAUAGAUGCAUUGUUUCCGCACAUACGUGAGGCACAUAACCAAAUACGCGGAGCUCUAUUGCAUGCUCCGCUCACGGAUGUGAAAGAUAAUGUAUUGCUAAAGCGUAAAAUACUUGAUGUUAUUCGUCUCUAUGUCAGUGGUUGUAAAAAUGAGUUUGAAAGAGUUGGCGCUUCAGUGAUACUAUGUCGCCGGCUAAAGAGAAAUAUUUUUCGUCUAUUGGAUUUGUUCCAUGAAAUUUUUUCCUCUAGUCGCGAGGACCCUGUUUAUCUGUAUCACAUAAGCCAAUUAAUUGCGGUGUACAAUUCCCUCGAAAUAAGAUUAUCUUUCAAUUUAACAAAACUACAAAAAUGCGCUUUAAUCCACCGCAUAUCACAUGUUAUACAUAAACAUUUAAUGGUGAAGGAUGAGUUGUUGGCCAAGGGCAAUAUACUCAGAAUGUUCCUGCAUAUGCCCGAUAUGUAUUCGGCACGUUUUAUAAUGGAACCACUAUUUAACACGUUUUUAGUGGAAAUCCCCACGACCAGCAACAAUUGUUGUCAAAGAGAAUUGCCGGAUAAGGCUUUCGUGCAAUAUAUUAUAGUACUGCAUCUAUGGAAAGAGAUGCUUCGAGAUCCGCUCGAGCAAGUGGAACUAAUAAACAGAGCACAACAUUUUAUGUGCCCAACCAAGACAUUACAUACGAACCCUUUGUACGCGAAUCAUUUGCCAACCAUUCACACACGCAAAAAUGCUGUCAAAGACAUUUUAAAUAGUCUAAAAUUUUUCCACGACUUAAAAAAUGCCGCAAUUUGUGAUGACAUCUUGCAAGAUGAGGAUGAUGACAUUGAAGUCGUUAUUGACGACGUUAUAAAUAAACCAUUCUGGGAUUUUGGUGCUACCUACACAUCUGAAACUAAACAUCAAAGGACUGUAAAUCUGGGAGUCAGUAUCCCAGAACCAGUUGAGUGUGUGGAUCUUACUGUAGAAGAUGAUCAACAGCCCAUAAUAGAGCACGUGGAAUGUCCUUUAGAUUGGCUUGCGGAAUUGAAAGAGCGAGCGUCAGAAAGAGUGCAGGCAGAUGAAACAGAAAAUAUUAUUUGCUUAGAUUCCGACUCGGAUGGAGAAUUGUUCUCGGGCAGCAUAGUAGAUCCAACAGAAUCUUAUCAAGAUUGUUUUGGUGUCGACACUGACUACACAAGUCUUGACAGUAGUUCCACAGAUGAUAAAGUUGCCUCUGAAGAUGAUGUGUCACCUACAAGUGUACUCUCUCCUAGUGGCAUUAGAACUUAUCUUGCGCCCAAAUCUAAAAAGCAAAUUAAUUCCAGUGAUGACAAUCGUUUAAAUACAAGUCGUCCCCAAACUCGUACAGAAUCCUCUCAUGCAAGAUUAAGAGAUGAUGAUGACAGGAUAACUCUUGGUACAAAAACAUCAGCAAAGGAAGGUACACUACCGCUGAUCGUUAACACCUUCACCGUUAGCAGCAAGCAAAAUAUGCACUUCUUAAGCUCACCCAGACUUAGCCUUGAUAUUGGGCCAGAGCGUUUUGGGGGCGAGGAUAUGGAGUUGCCCCAUACAGGUGACAAUGAACGUGAAUCGAGAAAAAUUGCAAUGCAGCAACAAAGUCGUGAGACUGCUAAAGAUCAAGGUGAUGGAUAUUACGAGAAUGAUAAUGAUGAUGAAGAUGAGUAUCAUUCUUUGCCAUUAACCAGUUCGUCAACAACAACAAAUUUGGGCAAAGUAAUCUACUCUCAAGCGCUACCUCAUCCUAAUCGGAGAUUGUUACCGGAAGAUGAUGUGCAGGCGGUAAGGCAUAGCCAUGUAGGUUUCAAGGAGAAAGAUGGAGUUAAGCAAGGCUAUAAACAAAAUAAUGAAGAUGGCACAAAGCAAGUGCACACGCACGUCGGGCAUAAACCAGUGAAAAAACAAGUGAAAUUCAACGAUAACCCUAUUGGACCCACGCGAUGUCCUCAAACUAAAUUGCCGAUAAAGCCAGCUAUACAUCUCAAUAAAAUACCAAACAACAAUCAACACCAACAACCUAUUUUAUCCAGUUCACCACAGCCUCGCUUUGCAUCACCUUCAUCAUCAACCUCUUCAACAGCUGAGUCACUUAAGCAAAUGGCACAAAAAGGUAGGCGAUUUGUUGACAGAUUUAAAAUACAGAAACCUAAAAUCUUAAAAAGUUCAUCUGCAAUGAUAGUUGAUUCCAAGGAUGAUCAUAUUAUUGAUGUUAGUGCUAGUGCAAAUACGAAAAAAGAUAAAUUAACAGUUUCUACUCAACCAAUUGAAAGUAUAAAAGCCCAUAUAAAAGAUAUACCAAAUCCAUAUUUAUCAGUUUCUAAUAGCAAUAUUUGUAAAAAUGAAAAGUAUAAAAUGAAAACGGGUCAUGUUUCAAACCGAUCUACAACAAUACAUGGGCCAAAAGAUAUUUCAUCAACCAAUUAUAUAUGUAAUACAAAUGUCGAAAAUAUGCUGUAUGAUAGUACUGUAUGUAGUGAUUUAGAAAUUUUAGAACUGGAAAACCAAGUCGAAAUGGAGGAGCAAAAUUCGAAUGUUUCAACAACGACAGGCCCAAAUUUAGAGUCCAAUACGGCAGAUGAACAUACAAACGCAGCUGUAAACGAAAAGUGUAUUAAAAACCAAACGUUAGUUACAAUAGAGAGUACAAGUUCAGAAGACUGUAGGGCGACCUCUUUUGAAAGCAAUGUGGGUAGUGAUAUUUGUACGAGUAGCACAGAGACAAUUGCGCAGGAACCUAAUUCGGAGUAUAAGGAUUUAUUGCCCAAAAUGGUCGUUUUUGGUGAUAUGCAAAGUGAUAAAAUUUCAUUGGAAUCAACUAAGAAAGGAGGUUUCCAGCAACAAAGUUCGUUUUCUGAGCUAAGUUGCACAGGAGGUGAAACGAGUGAAAACCUACCGUUGAGCGCUGAUAGUAUCGCUACGAUUGGUUCAGAAAAACUGGAGACUAUUCUUGAAAAACCAAUAGGUGGUGAGGCAAACGAAAAUGAGUGUAGGCAAUGUGUAAUUAAAUUGUAUGACGAAAAUAUUUCGAAAAAUACAAGUAAGUUAGCGAUUGAUUUAAACGCUAUUAACACUCAGCAAUCCGGCACUCACGUUAAUGUGGAAAAAGAUGUACACAGUUUAGGAAAGUGCAAUAAAGUUGAAAAUAAAAAAGCAACAUCAUCAGAAGAAAAUGUGGAACGAAUAAUCGCAAUAGAAAAUGAAACGGUGGUUUCGGUUUGCCAUGAAAACCCAAUAUCAGUAGGCCAACCAGCUUUGAACAGCGAUAACUUAAAGGAGCAGAGCGCAGUUGGUUCAAAGAAAUCAAACGAAUCGAAAAAUAUGCUUACACGCACUGAGUCUACUUCUCAAAACACAGCAUAUAAGAUGCUUGAAGGUUCUGAAAACUUGCAUAUCGAACGAAAUAUUGAAUAUCCUCAAAGCGGUGAUGCUGCUCAAGGUCGUCCAAUUGAAGUUCAAUGUGUAACUCAAGGCAGCUCUGAUACAACAGUAGUUGAUGAAAAAAUGUCUAGAAAACUAGAACAAGAGCAGGUUCUAGGAGCUGUAGGGAUGGUCAAUACCACUUUAACUACGAGUUUGCUAGCGCCCAAAUUGAAAGUACAAACAGCAACGGAUAAAGGAGAAGAUAAAUCAAUAGAAAUUAUUGAAAAGGUAGACCAAAAUUCAAAAAUUUUGGUGGAGACUUCAGAGGAGCUUAGAAACAUCAAAAAUUCUAGUUCUGUUACAACCAAAGACUGUACGUUUAUUACCGAAAGCGAGGAGAUUGCAGAGGAAGCAGAGUUAGGGAGUUUAGAUGUCAAUACUAACACAUCAAAGUCCGACAAAAACCAAAUAGCCCAAGUCAAUGACGAUAUUCAAGUAACGCAAACGACAGCCGAAGAAGAAAAAGGAGGAAGGACUAGUGUUGCCGAAGUAAUUUUCUUAAAAAAUUCGGAGAAAAGCAUUUCGUUAAAAGAACGUGAAGUUACUAAAAAGUCUGAGUUCAGUGAUGAUACACAUCAUAUAGAGGGAAUAAGUGGAGGGGAGCAACAAAAAGGUAUUCGAUUUGAAGAGAAAAUAAGCGUAUUAUCGUGCAAUACUUCCGUAAAUCAAGAAACAGCUCCGAAGUUUGAUGACCAACCAAGUAAACUACAUAACGCAAAUGCCAAUAUAACUGAAAGUAAUAAAGAAAUUAAAGAAAUCUCACCUGAUAUUAGUAUAAACGAAGACGAUGUUUUUGCUAAUGAGUGUGAAACAACUAAUGGACAAAAUACUUCCGCUAAUAUUAGAAACGAAAAUUUCCUAAAGCAACAGGAUAUGCGCAGCGAUGUUGAAAAGGAUCGAAAUGCGGCAUUAAAUAAAAUUACAGCGGAUCAGAAAUUAGUAACAGGAAGUUUAAUUGCUGAUCAAGCGCCUACUAGUGCAGUUGUUGUAAGCGAAGCAAUUUUAGAAAACACAAAUGCGACCAAUACAAAUGAAACAGAGCCAAUAGAAUGCAUAGAAAGCCCAACCAAUUCGCUUACAAAUGGGAAAUCCAUAGCCAAGGUUGAAGCUAUAGAAGUUCAUAAGGAAGUAUUUAGUUCCAGUGCUGUAAAUAGUUCCAGUGACGGCUUGGUCCGCUUGGUAGCGGCUGUAAACGCUGUUGAAGCGUUGGAUUUGACACUUGAGGGCGAGAGUGAAAAUGUGGAAAAAUGUGAAGUAAAAAGUACUGAUUUGGUCCGCAAUUAUGAGUCUGGGAAGAAAUCAACUGUAUUUAGCUCCAAAAAUUUACAAACAGCUAACUCUAGUUUAAAUGAUUUGGCUGCUAAUGUGGUGGCUGAGCGCACUACUAACGCAGAACAGGCAGUUGUUGAGAAAAGUAACAAAGCGACAAGCCAAAAAGCUGCAAAUGAAGGUGUUAAUAUUGUUGAAAAGGACGUCAUGCCGACGUCGACGCAGGUUAUUUCUAAAGAACCUCUUGAAGCAGCCAACGAAUUCACAACCACUGGUAUUUAUUGCUCUGGCGAUAAAAGUCCCCAAACUAACUUGGAGCGCCUUGCAGAAGCUGUUCUACUUACCGAAGCGGCAGCUCAGAAAUGUCCUAGUACUGCGACUGGCCGUAGUGUACCACAAAUGGAAAUUGAAUCCACUCAGUCGACUGUAGACCAACUUGCUGCAGAGUGUAUUGAAAUACCCAAACAUACAACAGCGUGUGAAAGUGAUACAAUAGGUCAAAAAGUUAUAAUUGACAGAGGGACUAAUAAGGAUACUGGUUUAACUUCAGUUAGCGAGUGUACGCAUGUAAAAAUAGUCGGCUCCGAAUUUGAAUCAGUCAUAAUGUCGCUAAAAUCACAGAACUCUUCCGCCGUGCCGUUAAAUUCGGUUACUGAUGGGAAAAGCGGUCAAGGACUGCCAAGCGAUUACCCCAAAAUCAUGAAUGACUCGGUCAAUGAAAGUGCAAUUUCGAUUGUUCAUAAAGGGGCAGCGGCCAUGUUGACGCACGAUAAUGUAAAAAUGUCAAAACCAACCGUAGCAAAGCAAUCAGCAAAAUGCAUUGCACGACAGCAAAAUAAAGAAAAAGUGUCAUUAAAUUUACGCAAAACAGUCAGCGUUCCUAACAAAGCAACAUCUGUUAACUCCAAUCCGCCAUUGUCACAUAAUACUGGUCCAACUUUUCAUUCAUCCUUUGAAAAAUUCGUAAACUCACAAAAAAUAAAAACUGAAUUGAAACUGCAGCGUACAUCGUCCAGAAUUUCACAGUUAACGGCUACAAAAAAUAUUUCAAAAGAUAUAGAAAAAACAGUUUUGCCUGCAGAAAUAAGUCAUGCACACUCCUGCGUUGGGGCAGCAAAGAAUUCAGUAUCUCGUAGUGACAUAAAUGUAGUAGUGAGAGGCAAACACGUUUCCAAAUCUCUGACACCCCAAAAGAGUGCUCCUUUUGCGCAACAAUCAGCUGAAUUAGUUGUGUCACCAGAGAGUCACACUCCCAGCGUUGGUGCGAGCAAAUUUGAAUUAAAGAAAAGAUAUAGUUUGCGUAGAAGCGAACAAUGGAAAGUGGUAAAAAAUACGAGUUUACGUGCUUCACCACCAACCAGCAACAGUGAAUGUGCGACUACUAAAAAGACUAUAACGAAUACGCUGAGCAAACGUUGCAUCAAGAUACGCUUGGCAAGAGCCAAAAUGCCCACAAAAGCAGCUAAAAAGGUAAAUCCACCAACACCAACUGUUCAAGAAGUGCCAAGCUUAGAAGCACAAUUUGGCGAUGUGUCGCAUCGUCCGAUAACAAGAAGACUAGCGGCUGCGCUUAAUUCUAGCCUGCAAAUGGAGACGGAUAAUGCGGUUAUAGAACCGAUGAUUAAACCGUCUGUUAUGCGUGGAAGAAAAUAUAGACCAAAAAUAGAAGUACUGCAAGAAGACGCAGUGCCAACUAAACGUAAAAGAUGUGUAAAUGUAGCAAACACUUCGAGUAAUAAAGCGAUCGAAGUGAUCGAGACGGAAACUACAAUACUGGAAACUUUGGAGUGGAAGGGAAAGAGGAAAGAGUGUGUUGCAGAAGUAACGAAAGAAAUAUCCGCAAAACCGAGGGGAGAAAAGGAAUCACCAAAAAAUGCCUUUCAAAAAAACACGCAAAUUGAAACUGUGUUGGAUGACACCACACCCAUCCCCGAAAAAGGUACUGCAAGGAGUACGAAAUAUGGAAAAAUAGAAACAGAAACAGAGAAAGUGUCAAGUGACAGUGAAAUUACAUUUGAAGCACCGCUAGAGAAAGAUGUAAUCAAUUUUGAGACCAUUUUCAUUGAACCAUUGAUUAGUAUCAAGAGUAUAAGAACUAAAAAUUUGAACUCAGUGGAAACCACAAAAAUUGAGGCACAGCCUAUUAAAGAGGUAGAAAGUGUGCCAACGGCAAACAGCAAAGAGGUAUCUAUUCAAAAUGUCGAUGCAUUGGUAAAACCGGACGUUAGUUUGCCUGUCGAAGGUACAAUACCACAUGAGAGUUCAAAAACUAGCGAAAAGUCAGAAGAGUCUAAUGAAGUUAUGAAAACUAAUGUUCCGACUACUGUUAAUAAAAAUGUAGUUGAGACUGAAUCUCAAUAUCAGCAAGAUCUAACUCAGCCGUAUGUAAAUUCUUCUUCGAAUGAAAAAGUUAUUACGGCCCCUUCAAAAGAUAUUUUGUUAGCCGAAAGUGUCGAGUCUGCGCCUAUAACCUGCCACGAAAACUCGAAUUCACUACCAGAAAAAAGUGAUGCGCAACUCGUAGAUAUUUCGAAUUUCACGAGCUUAACAUUGGAACUGGCCGAUUCUUAUAGUCCCACCAAAUCUGUAAUCAAAUGUAAUCCUAAAUGCAUUCAUAAAUGCAUCCGAGACGAGGAGUCUACAAUCGAUUUGAGCGUUUCACAGAAUGAAAUGAAUGAAAAAACUGAAAAUCUAAACAAUUCCGAUUCUAUAAAUAUUUUGAAAACUAAUAUGGAAGCUGAUAAACUAUUAGAAGAAUAUAACCAUCCGGCACGCAUUAUAACAAAUGCAAAUUUAAAAAUACCGCGAGCUGUGCAAACACCAACCGAUGGACGUACGCCUGCUUGUAGUAGUGUGAGCUUUAGUUUCACCGGAAGUGACACUUCAAGUUCUUCCAUAAACAGCUGCUCGUGCAGCACUUCAACUACAGAUUUAUUCAAAAGUCAGCCAUCAAGCUUUAAGGUGGUGCAAUCCCAAGCACCAGUGGCCGAACUACUAUCGAGCACAAGCAGUAGCUUCCAUGGGAUAUCGCUAUUAGAUUUAGAACACGAUGUUAUUAUAAACAAUGAUGACUUGCUUUCCGAAUUGAUGCCGACAACGAUUAUAGAUAAUAUAACGGCGGCUAGUCUGGAGCACAACUACGCUAUAAAGCCACUCGAGAUGGUUAUAAGAAAUGAGGAUGACUCGCAAUACGAUAAGCACGUAAAAAACGAACCAUCGAUACUGAAUAGCGUCGACAUCAGCACUACAAAAGAAUCUUAUGAAGUAGAGGAUAACGGGGUUCUAGAAAAUACUUUACAAACAUCGACAGAAAUCGGCGGUGAUUCAAAUAAUGAAAAGUCGAUGUCAAUAACAAGUCUUAAAGUUUCGAUACCCCUUGCCUUAAUAAAAAGGAUAGACGAAAUAACGGCUGAUUAUAGAAAAUCUAAGGACUGGUAUUUAUCUGAGAAACCUUCCACCUCUAAGGCGGCUUUAGAGGCAUUAGCUAGAAGAAGAGACACGCAGCUUAAAACCAUUAUAACUACAGGUUCCAUCACACCAAAUGUGCCCAGUGAUGUUCACGAACAAGAUCCGCAGAUUUUUCAAAAGUAUUCAAGCAAGCGAGAUAUUGUUUCGGCUGAUAGGUUAACAUCACCUUGUCAGUUAGUCUCUCGUGAAAAUUGUUGCCAAUCACCAAGUCUACCAUUAAAAAAACGAAGAAACAUCUCAGGUGUUUUGGAAGAAGAUUUGUUUAAUGCAACAAUGCUAUUGUCGGCAGAAGACAAUCUAGUAACGGGAAUAUCACAUAGUGUCAAUUCAUUAACUGAACAUAAAAUACAUAAACCAAAUGAAGCAACAGAUAGGUCUAUUGCAAUUGUUUUUGAAAAUAAGAAUAAGUUGGUUAAGUGUGAACAUUUUUUAUGGGCUGAAGACAAAGUGAAAAGGCCGCCGUCUGAAAAUUUUAAGGCGCAAUUUGAAAAAUCAACCCCAGAAAAAGACCCCGCCUCAGAAAUAAACUCCGUCUGUGAUGAAAUCGAAAGAUUGGAAACAACAAAUGAUCAGCAAAGAGCCGAGGCAAACGUGCCAAUAGAUUAUCAGCACAAUGCAAGCAGCGAACAAUUAACAAAACCGAUUCAACAGACCAGAGAAGAUCGUUUUGAUGGUAUUGACCCACUAGCGGGAAAAGAAAAAGAAGCCAAAAGUUCUAGUUGUCAAGAUCAAAUUAUGGAACUGAUAACCGAAUGUCAGAAUAAUACUGAUAGCCAUAUUGGAAACCAGCAUAAAAGUAAAAAUAAAGGCAAUUUGCAAGGCGUUGAUACAUGCGAGACUGAUAAAGAUCCAAAAGCACAAGAACAUUUUUUUGAGGUAUUUCCCCAAUUCACAAGCCAAGAAUCAUCGGAAAAGAGAUUAAAGAAGAGUAUUCCGGGAGAUGUGGUUCAAGGUAACGACAAAUAUACAGCUGAAAAUAACGCAAGAGAAUCGCAUCAGGAGCUAACUUUUAAAGAUCGCUUAACAAAUUGCGAUAUGCUAGAAACUCUGACAAAUGAUCAUUUUGAACCAGUGAUACCUGAGAAUCAAGAAAAGGAUGCUUCAAAUGUUGAGCCUUUCGAACAUCAAAUUGCAGUUUGUGAAGGGCAAAAUAGUGAAGUCGCUUUUUUAGAUCAAGAAAAAUGCGUGGACGUAGUUCAAAUGGAACAUUCCCAUGAAGUUUCAGUUCCGGAUCAGCCAGAUGUACCAAUGAAUGAGGAGUCUUAUAAGGAGUCUUGUAAGGGUGUUGGGACGGACUGUGCGGCUAACAUUAAGAACAUUUCAAUGCCAGAAUUUAAAGGGAGAGGAAUACAAGACCUAAUAUCUAUACAAGAAGUGCAGCAUACUAAAGAUAGUCCCUUGCCAAAUUAUGAAAACCACCCUAAUGAAGUUAUAUUAACAAGUUAUGAUGAUCAAUUCUUUGUUACUGUUUGCUUGAAUGAUUCAAAAGAGGCAGUUAGCGGCUUUGACGACACCAAUAAUAUGUUCAAAUCAAAGGAAUAUGCAGAGAAGAAUUUCGAUAUAGGUAAUGGUUUGAUCAUCAGCACUCAUCAAAUUAAAGAAGAAUCUACCGAUUUAAUGAAUAUGAUAAACUCGUCAGAAAGCAGUGCAGUAAAUUUAAAAAAACAGGAGACAACCUUCACUACCGAUGCGGAUUUGUUAAAAACAAACGAACUUAUUGAAUUCACUGAAAACUUGACGAAUACCACACCACCUACCAAUUCUGACGAUCUGCAACUAUUCACAGUUGAAAGCAAUACAAAUUUUCCAAAUACUAAUAUGACGUGUGCACCAACAACUUCGCAAAUGGAAUUAUUUGCCAGUUCGAAUACAACUGCUUUGAAUUUUAAUAAUACGCCGACAUUUACAAGCUGUGAAUUUGGCAUAGACCAUGGCGCGCGUAGCAGGGCGAACAUUGCUGACCUGAGCCAAAUUAACGACCUUGGCUUUGUCGAGCAUGAAGCAAUGCAGACCACACAACUAACUUCAUUGCCAAUCGCCAUGGAAGUGGAUCAACGGGAUUGUUCCAUGGGCUUUGAACAGCCACAAAGCCACAUUAUAUUAGCAGACAACCAAAAAACAGACGCGUUAGAUUGCAUAACUUCUUCACCACUACAAUUAAACUCAAACGUUGCUCAAAUAAAAACGGAGCAAAAUGUAGAAUUGUUACCGGUGGAUGAUGUUUGUGGGUCCCAAACAAGUACAUUCCCAACAAUAAAAAUAUGCUCCACUAAUCAAACGAAACAAACCGUGCAAAAUAUUGAGUGCGAGCCUGUUGAGAAAGACAGUUUAGUGCCUGUUAUACCCACAACUUCGGCUGAGCUUCCACAUCUGACAUCGCUGUCAUCUUUGUCGCCGAUUUUACCACUAAUAAAGCCAACAACGACAACUAUUGGCACGACGAUCUCCGAGACAACUCCGAUUUUUAAUUUUUCAAACACUGACCCGAACACGGCAAGCGGUUCGUCGGAAGCUAUUGAGAGCACAAGCUCACCGCAAUCGCAAACGUGUAACACUUCCGAGAACUGCGCAGCCCCAAUGACAGAUAGCAUAGCUUAUAGUUGUUCAGAAAUCGCAGCAUGUACGACAGCGCCUGCCAUAUUAAAAGAGAAGUCAACAUCUCCUAUACCAAAAAGGUCAAAGUCGCAAUCUCAAACUGCACGCAAUGCAACGCGUGCACGAGCGUCGACUCGUGUGCAGAUUGUCACGCCACAGCGCAAAAGCGAUAAUACUACACCGGAGUUGACGGAGAAAGAAGAAACGGACGCUGUAGUGUUUACGAAUGCGUCAGUAUCUUUUUGUGGUACAGAAUUUUGUACAAAUCAGAUUGCGGCGGCAUUGCCGGCUGCAUAUCCCGCUACACCGCUACGGUAUGCAAAUCUCUACCAUUUCGAAAAGUAUAUACAACAACUGACGACGCUUAUCGAUGUGUCCGGUAUCAUAGAAUCUGCACGCAAUUUGUAUGUUGACAAAGAGGCCUUAGCGGAAGCACAUGCCGCGUUGCUUGCGCAAGCCACACAAUUCGAUGAUGAAGGGAAUGCCAUUUCGCAGCCACUUUUACUGAAAUAUCAUAAAGAUGGAACUAUAUCGAUACUUAACGAUAACGACGAAUGCAUUAUACUGACGGCGAAUAUGUCGAAAAUGGUGAAAAAGCUCUCGCUGGCGCUAAGCAUUUUGCAAGAGCAACAAUCUCCAAUGCUGGGAGUGAGAGCGCGUAUCCAUGCGCUGCUAAAACAAUUAACACAAACAGCUACAGCAAAAACUGUGCACACAACAAACAUUAUCAGUCCAUCAGUUAUACCAACGGCUGUGGUAAAUCCAACCAAUUUGGCUGAAAAUGCCCAAGAUAUAGAUUUUAAUGCCUUAAAUGCCGUGGACCUAUACAGUGGUAGCGGCGGAGAUGGAAAGCAAUCAAUGCAACAACAAGUGCAUUUAAUCAAUUCUAAUGAACAAAUGUAUUCGAAUUGGCACGAAGUUGAAACCAACGGGCUCAUGACGGGCAUAACUAAUGCCGAGUUUCACAUUGCAAAUGAAGACCAGCUUAUAAAUAUAGAUCCGCUGCCAUUGCUAACCGAUGAAGGUGCAUCGGGUUAUGAGCAUGCGGUAGCAUUUGAUUUUGAUGAGAACUCCACUAUACUCUCAUCGAAUGAAAGUAUAAAUACGCAACGUUUGGAGAACGCAUUCGAACUGGCUUUGGGGCGAGCGGUAGAGGAUAAAAAUUAUAAUUGGGCUGAAUCGGAACAGAAUAGAGAAAUGCAACACUGGCAACAGAGCCAAAGUAGUAACGAAGAUAGUCGUUGGCCAAUGCAAGAGCACAGUUCGAGCUGCAGAGAUAUCGCUUAUGAGGAAAGAGUUGACAGAAGUAUUAAAGAUCAAGCGGGUAAUACGGUAAUGGUUAACAGUGUAGGGGUUAACACUGUAGCUAUCGGUAGUAGUGAGUCUGGAAUUGAAGAAUUAAGUGGCGCUAACAACUUAGGCAAUAGUAACGCCACGGCAAUUGGCAGUGUCAUAACUUUACCACCUGAUCGCCAAGGUAGGCAACCAAUUAAAAAGAUGAUAUUCCAAACAAUUGACGAUCAGGUAAUAACCACUCAGCCGUCGAACAUACCGCUUCAGUCCACACAACGCUGUCGUAAAAAAGUGGUGACUAAAAAGACUGAAAAAGUAGCAAAAGUCCGCACUAAUACAGCGUCCAAAAGAGCAGUGGUCACACCGGCACAAAAAUCAACUAAAAUCUGCAACACCUCAAAGCAAAGCAACACCAUUGGUCAGCAAACCACGCCUAACAUUCACUAUAAUCAUACGCCACAGGUAGUAGCGAAUGCUGGAAGUAAGCAAACCGCCACGUUACAUUACAGAUCGGAUGGGGGCCAUCGGCAGCUGGAGCAACAACAGCAGCAGCAGCAGCGAGCGGGCAACGUCAAAGUGUCAACACAAUUCGUUAGUGGUACCUCAAAUCUUUUGCAGCAAUCAACACCGCUCAUCACCAUUGAUAGUGUUAAAAAUUUACAAUUAUUCUCACAGCAACAUCCACAAAACUCUGCACUUGGUGGUAGUCUGCAACACAGCAAUAACGUUAGAUUUCUAUUAGCAACGCCACUGCAGCACACCAACUCAUACCAACGUCUACGUUCUAUAGAUGCACCACCUGCUCUUUCACCACUGUCAAGCAGUGAUCCAGCAAAAAAUGUGCCCGCACAAGAAACGCUGAUACAAUACACUUACCAGCUGCCGCAAACGCAACCGAAUUUCGGUGAAAAUCACCCAAUAACCGAGCUUCAGUUACAUUCUAUAAAAGGUCUGGCCGAGGCAGAUGUCGUAGAACGUGUAAAACCCACCGAUAUGAGCACGAGUAAUGCCACCACUAUUACCACAGUUCUACCACAGCCUUCAGAUGCCAGCAAGCUAAGAAUGGUGAGGCCCAAUCGUAAACUAGUGAAUAGAAGAGAUAAUACGGAAACGAAAAUUAGUUUCACGCCAAACUUUAAUCCGCAAACUGAGCCAUUGGCAAAUGAAAUGCCCGCAGGAGAUGGGUUGAUGUCAGCGCAGUCGUGCCACUCGCCGCUGGCACAGCAACAACAACAAGUGCAAUUACAGCCGCAAUCAAUACAAUUUUUGCAAACCACAAAUACGAGUAGAAUGAUCAACAGCAUGCAACAAAAGCAUGAGGCCGAACUGGAACAGUUGCGGCAACAGCUUAUAAAGCAAGAAACACAGAACCAAACGGAAUUACAAUUUCAAAAAAUACAGCUACAACCACAGGGUCAAUUAAAUGUGGAACCAAGCCAAAGGAUGGAAUCAAUGAUGACAACGAGCGCGCUGAUACAGAAUCAACCACAUCCGGUGGAUGGGCAGGAAAUACAAUCACAACAACAGCAACAAGCGCGUCAACCACAACUGAUUACAGUUGAUACACAACCAUCAGCAUUAUCGGCAAAACCGCAUAGAUUGCGAACCAUAAAAAACACAACACCACCGCUAACGCCUAUAAAAGCUGGCUCGACACGAAAACGCGGACGUCCGCGAAAAUAUGAUAUGGAUGAAAAAGUAUUUCUGACUACUUCCUCCGAUAUUUUGAAGAAACGUAUAGCACACGAAAUGGAGCCGAAAUCCGCAAAAUCAAAGCAGAGCGCAAAAAUACGUCCGAUAGCAGCUACAAAUUUGAAUGCAAACAGUAGCACUACAAUAACAACAACUAAUCAAACUAACCCAAAAACUAGCCAACUGAUAAUAACACCCCCUGCAACUUAUUAUACGCUUAUCAACAGUCCUCAUGAAUCACAACAACAAGAACAACUACAUUCAUCAUCUACGAUUCUAAUACAUUCGCCUAUGCGACAGCAAGAUGACUAUCAGCAACAGAUGAGACCAUCAUUUACCAGAUCUGCGAAUGCUUUUAAUUUAAUAGAAAAUGUGAUUAUCGAGGUUGAAGCUGCUAGUCAAGCAAAUGUUACUGCACAGUUACAGUCAAAGUCACAUCUUUCGCGAAUACCGCCCACAAAUCAUCAGGAACAAAACCAUCUGACAAGAAUUAUUUACGAACUAAGCUCUGAUGAAAUAUUAUUUAAGUGUUAA
Anastrepha obliqua is the source of this 15226-nucleotide messenger RNA. RefSeq lists its product as uncharacterized. The record is from RefSeq and is a predicted model, not a curated record. The transcript is spliced from 9 exons. The coding region runs from base 68 to 15226 and encodes 5052 amino acids. Lineage: Eukaryota; Metazoa; Arthropoda; Insecta; Diptera; Tephritidae.